AAAUUUGCCAUUUUUACUUGAGAUAAAAAAAAGUUGAAUUGCGAACAUAAAAGAUUGGAUAAAAAUAUUUGUACAAAAUUUUGUUGAUAAAAUAUUGUACUCACUCUCAUAAAAUUUGUGAAUCCCAUGUGAAUUUUAAAAAUGUCAGAUUCUAGUUGUAAGUAUUAAAUAAGGAAGUUUGUAAAAAAAAUUUGUAAAUGAUCCGAAAGAUUUAUUCAUUCGGAAAAAUACUUUCUUGGAAAAGGUGGGUAGUAAAAUGUCUUCUUAACCGCACCCUUUUUCUUUAGUCAUUUCGUUUUUCUUUCGAUUCAAGCUUCAAGGAAGCCCAAGAAAUUAUCUGCCAUCGACAACUUUAGAUUGAUUGUUCCUGCCUCUUCCACUCAUGCCAGAUGGCUCAUUCUGUUUUAAGAUCGUUCCUGAGAUUCCCGAGUGGUAAUAGUUGCAGUUUCAAAAAAUCUGCUGCUACCUCAUGGGGUUGUUACAACAGGUUUGAUCGAAACUAUUCAGUCUACCUUUUCAUAAGAAAUUCAAAACCAAGAGGGUGGUCGGUCAUGAGAACUGGUAUGCAUGAAGCUAAGUUUAAGUUCUCGACUAAUUCUGGUUCCAGUUCUUUAAGUAGUAAUACCAGUACUUGUGAGACUAAUGGUGGUCGAGAGUAUCUGAUGAUGACCGAUGAUCAGCUAAUAAGUCAGUGCGAGAUGAAUACUUUCAAGUCAUCAGGACCAGGAGGACAACACCGUAACAAGCGUGAGUCUGCAGUGCGUCUGAAGCACCUUCCAACCAGUAUUAUUGCUCAGGCUGUGGAGGAUAGAUCACAACACAAAAAUCGUUCUUCAGCCCUUGCUCGCUUGCGUACGCUUUUAGCUCUUAAAGUGAGGAAUACCGUGGAUCUUGAUGCAUAUUUGCCUCCUCCGGAACUUGUGCAAAUUCUUCCUGCAAAAUCAACUGUAAGGGGAUUGUACCAGGGUCAUCAAAUUGGACCAAAUAACCCGAAAUUUGUUAUGGGAAUGCAGGCUUUACUUGACCUAAUUUUUGCAGUCGAGGGGUCUGUGGCAGAUGCUGCUAAGAAGUUAGGGUUGAGCACUGGGGCAUUAUCACGGUUGAUUUUAUCUGAUGAUUCUCUUCGAAUGGCGGUGAAUGAAUUAAGGGCUAGUAAGGGUAUGAAGCCUCUUAAAUAGGAAUUUCUGGUAGCAGUCAAAUGUUUCAGGUCUUUUUCGAAGUUGAAGUAAACGAAGUGGAUCAUAUUAUUUUCAGUUUUGUUAUUAUUCUCCACGAGCGCUUCAGAGAUUUACAAGGCAGUUUUUAGAAUGCAACUGAUAGACAGUUGGAAGGAAAUAGGUUCAACUUUUCCUAGUUGACUCCUUUUCCAUCUCUAGUUGAUUAGCAAGUACUUUUUCCUGUUUGAUUAUCUUAAAUUAAUACUGUACAGCAUAAUGAAUUAUGGUGACAUUGAUUUAAGUGAAACAGGGAUAUAUUCAUUUGUUAAAAUUUCUUGGUUGUA
This is a messenger RNA of Olea europaea var. sylvestris, 1501 nucleotides long. Its product is annotated as peptide chain release factor 2. Gene Ontology annotation, cellular component: chloroplast. NCBI's taxonomy places the organism in Eukaryota, Viridiplantae, Streptophyta, Magnoliopsida, Lamiales, Oleaceae. The record is from RefSeq and is a predicted model, not a curated record. Gene Ontology annotation, biological process: translational termination. Gene Ontology annotation, molecular function: translation release factor activity. The transcript has 8 exons. The coding region runs from base 390 to 1178 and encodes 262 amino acids.